This is a messenger RNA of Haemonchus placei, 2376 nucleotides long. NCBI's taxonomy places the organism in Eukaryota, Metazoa, Nematoda, Chromadorea, Rhabditida, Trichostrongylidae. The record is from the annotation of a GenBank genome assembly.
ACAACUUGUUUCAAUCUGUCGAAUUUACUCAUUGUUAUCUUCUUGCACUUCCUUAGAUUCGUUUCAGAAAUGUUUCCUGAACGAUGUCUAAAAGCGCAAUGUUCUGUAGUAUUCCAUCCGGAAUGUCCGGCCGAUUCACGACAGGUCAUACUUCCGCCACCACCUGGGGAAUGCUGUGGACGACCGGGAACUUGCCAUUGUGAUUUACAGAAAUGCGAAGCAUUCGUUCCAAUUUGUGAAAAAGGCAUGGAACGUGUGCUUGUAAAAGAAGGCGGAAAUCAGCCUGGCUCGUGUUGUGACGUAUUUGAAUGCCGGAGACGGGAAGUUCAUUGCGAGGCAGUUCGUUGCCCACCACAAGUGUUCGAUGAAGAUGAGGGUGUUGACUGCCCACUGGACAGUGUUCGCCCUGCUGAGCACGUACCACCUGGAAUGUGCUGUCCAAUAAGACCAGGAUGUCGCUGUCGAGCAGCCGUAUGCCGCCCUGCCGUUUGUGAUGAGGGUAAACGACUUCUGAUCAUCCGAAAGGGUACCGGAACACCUGGACGAUGCUGUGAUGAGUGGACAUGCGAAGACGAUCCGCAACUACUUGUAAAUGGAAAGACCUAUUCGGACGGGCAAGAAUGGCAUACAUCAUCAUGUGAAGUAUGUCGAUGUAAGAAAGGAGUCGCUGUGUGCAGUAAAAUGACCUGUCCUAAAACACCUGCUCAAUGCUCAUGGAUUGUAAUACCGGACGGUGAAUGUUGCCCAGUGUGUGUUGGAUGUCAAACGGAAAAGCUCGAAAAGAAACGCAAAAAUGAAAGUUGGCAGAAAGAUGACUGUACAACAUGCACUUGCUCGGAAGAUGGCACACCGCUAUGUGAAAAACACAUGUGCAGCACAGAAUGUGAAAACCCACGUAAAGUUGAAGGACAGUGCUGUCCUGUAUGUGACGAACCACUGUUGCUAACAAUGCCGGUGUCCUGUCCAUCGAUUGAGCACUGCCCGUUACGAUGUGAAGCCGGUCUAAUAAGAGAUGAACGUGGCUGUUUCCAAUGUGAAUGCGUUCCCACAAGUCGUCCAGGUCGUUGCCCUGAACUCUCUGCUCGCAACUGUGACAAGCAGUGUGCUCAUGGCUAUACGAAAGAUGCCAGCGGUUGUGUUGUAUGUAAAUGCGCAAAAUGCCCACCGCUUCAUCAAUGUCUCAAGCAUUGCCUCUACGGUUAUGAGACGAACAGCGUCGGAUGUCCAGUGUGCAAAUGCAGAGCAAAAUUGACGAUACCGGAGAAAAUCGGACGUAUAGCGGGUUGGGACAAAUGCAUCUCGCUCACCGCAUCGGGCCGUAUCGCCGAAAGGGACGGAGGUGAAUGGUGGAGUGAUGGCUGCCGACACUGCUUUUGCGAACAAAAACAGGAGUACUGCUCGUUAAUUUCUUGCGCUCCUCGUCCAGAUGAUUGUCCAGAACAAAGCUGGAUACAAGAAGAAGGUAGAGAGUCAUACUCCAUCAGCUUCCCAAGCAGGAACUAUUGCUCGUAUCAAAGCACGAACACACCGGCAGAGCCCCGUAAAACUCCAUACCAUACCUGGCAACUGGCUCCGUGUGUCUCCUGCACAUGUCGUGUCGGUCAUGUCCUAUGCCGCGCCGUCGAAUGCCCGCCGAUCGCCUGUAACCAUCCCAUUCUACAUCAGGACGACCAAUGCUGCCUUAGAUGUCCACCCAACUCAACCGGAACACCCGAUUCGUCAGUGAUUUGCACCGAUGGCUAUGGUACUGCACACAUGGCUGGUGCUUCUUGGAGAACGGACGACUGCACAUCUUGUGAAUGUGGCCUGGACGGAAAGAUUGUGUGCUAUCGCCAGCAGUGCGACACAGAUGCCACCUGCCGUGGGAAACCACUUACCAUCAAAGGGCAAUGUUGCCCUGUCUGUGAAGACGCCCUCUCGACAUCUGUAUGCUCAUUUGAUUCGUCAGUUUAUGCUGUCGGAGAAGAAUGGCGUCAGGACACUUGCACCAACUGUUCGUGCCAACCGGGUGGACGAACCGUAUGCCGCCAACUCGUCUGCCCUCAAUGUGUCGAGCCGGUACCCAUUGAAGGACAUUGCUGCCCGUUAUGUAAAGGUAAGGUAAUUCUUAAUAGUACAGCCAGAGGUAUUUUCAGUUGGUGUUUCGAUAUUUACUUUUCUAACUUCUUUAUUCUGAAUUUUCUUCUUACUUCAGAUCAAGGCUGGGUGGCGUUCAGUGAAGGUGUCGGUUCGUCAGUAGCACCUCCAGUUGCAUCCCCCAAUCAUCUACCAUUGGUCGGACUCUGCUUCAUGACUCUCGCCAUGAUUGGACUUAUUGUGUUGCUACUCAUUCUCUACAAGAGAAGUCGUGGUGAUACAAAGGUAAUUGAGUUGUGA